Molecule: messenger RNA, 2269 nt
Organism: Vitis riparia (riverbank grape)
Lineage: Eukaryota; Viridiplantae; Streptophyta; Magnoliopsida; Vitales; Vitaceae
Product: riboflavin biosynthesis protein PYRR, chloroplastic
Exons: 9
Coding region: 367-2127 (586 amino acids)
Biological process (GO): riboflavin biosynthetic process
Molecular function (GO): diaminohydroxyphosphoribosylaminopyrimidine deaminase activity; NADP binding; 5-amino-6-(5-phosphoribosylamino)uracil reductase activity
Source: RefSeq, a predicted model, not a curated record
AAAGACAAUCCUCCUCAUGAAAAAGAGUUCUGCCAUUAAAUAUGAUGAGAAUUGGUUCCAUCCUUUGUUUGGUAACCAAGAAAAUGAUAAAUAAAUUCUCCAAAUUGUCAAAAAGCCUCACCUCAUCUAAAAACAUUUAGCAUUAUGUAGGAACAAAACCAAAAUAGUUUUUCACACCCCAAAAUUCGAUUUAUGGUAAAAAUAGUGGGGUAUAGUUUUCAAAAUUACCCUUUUGUUUUCUAAUCAUCUGCAUUGGAUAUGGUAUAUUCAUUCUAUGGUUACCAACGCGAUCGUGAGGAAGUUAAGAGUUGCGUAGUUUGCCACAACGCCGGGUUUUGAGUAGAGAGAAGCGAGAGCUUCUCAUCAAUGGCGGCGUCCUUCCCUUCGCCCAUCAUCUGCAAAGCCACCACCAACAACAACCAUCCCCACGCGCUCGAUUCUUUCCACGUGCGACGUGCCGCUGAGAUCGCCGACAAAUCUGCCGGAUUCACGUCGCCGCACCCCAACUUCGGCUGCGUGAUCGCCACCGCCGGGAAAGUCGUCGGGGAGGGCUACCUCUACGCUCAAGGAACUAAGCCGGCGGAGGUCCAGGCGGUGGAGGCCGCCGGCGAGUUGUGCAGAGGCGCCACUGCUUAUCUCAACAUGGAGCCCGGCGAUUGUCACGGUGACCGUACGGCGGUCUCUGCUCUUGUCAAGGCAGGAAUUACACGAGUUGUUGUUGGGAUCAGGCAUCCUUUGCAACAUCUUCGCAGCCAUGCUCUACGGGCAAUGAGGAGUGAAGGACUGCAGGUGGAUGUUCUUGGAGAGGAUCUGAAAAGUAAAAUUGUUGAGGAAGCUUUAAAAUCGUGCCUCAUCGUCAAUGCUCCUUUGAUAUAUAGAGCUGCUUCUCGAGUUCCCUUUUCUGUUCUCAAGUAUGCUAUGACCCUUGAUGGAAAAAUUGCUGCUAGUAGUGGGCAUGCGUCAUGGAUAAGCAGCAAAGAAUCUAGGUAUCGAGUAUUUGAACUGCGGGGUAGAAGUGAUGCCAUAGUUGUGGGAGGAAACACUGUGCGCAAAGACAAUCCACGGCUAACUGCAAGACAUGGAGGUGGACACGUGCCCAUUCGGAUUGUAAUGUCACGGACACUUAAUCUUCCUGAGGUAGCCAAUCUUUGGGAUGUAUCAAGUGUACCUACUAUAGUUGUAACACAAAGAGGUGCAAGGAAGAGUUUCCAGAAAUUUCUUGCUUCAAAAGGUGUUGAAGUAGUUGAAUUUGACAUCCUAAACACUAGAGAUGUUAUGGAAUAUUUUUAUGAUCGUGGGUACCUUUCAAUUUUGUGGGAAUGCGGAGGAACAUUGGCUGCAUCUGCUAUUUCAUCUGGCAUCAUACACAAGGUAUUUGCAUUUGUUGCCCCUAAAAUUAUAGGUGGAAAGAAUGCGCCAACUCCUGUCGGUGAACUGGGAAUGGUUGAGAUGACGCAAGCACUAGAUUUAAUCGAUUUUUCCUAUGAGCAGAUUGGACCUGACAUGCUUAUUAGUGGAUUUCUUCAGCCCUUUCCUGAUCCUACUCCUGUUAUCCCAUCAGUGGAUGAAACUUAUGCAAUUGAUCCUUCUGUUACUCCUUAUGAAUCAAGCAUCAUAUUCUUUUAUAAAACAUGGGAUCUUUAUGGAGCUUUUUCAAACUUCUCUCCUCACCCUAUACAAAUGCCUGAUGAAAAUGGUGAUUAUCAGACCUGGUCAAGCGUAGAGCAUUAUUACCAGGCACACAAGUUUGUUGGGGUUAAUGACCCUGUAGCAAGAGAUUUUGUCGAGGACAUAAAAUCUGCAAAAAGUCCUGAGGAAGCAGCAAGAAUGGGAAGGACAAUACAGAGGCAGCAUCCUGAUCUGGUAAGAUCUGAUUGGGACGCUGUCAAGAUUGAUGUCAUGUACAGGGCCUUGAAAUGCAAAUUUUCAAUUUAUCCUCAUUUGAAUUCUAUGCUGCUCUCUACUGCUGGGUCAGUUCUCGUUGAAGCUUCCCCACAUGAUCUCUUCUGGGGCGGAGGUCGGGAUGGAGAAGGCCUAAAUUAUCUGGGUAGGCUUCUCAUGCAGUUGAGGUCAGAAUUCCUAGGCGAGUCCUUAACAUCAAGUGAGAGCUCUUUCCUAGCUCUAUAAUAUAUGAAGAAAGAGACAGUAUAAUGAGAACUUAACCCUGAUAAUCUGUAGAUCCCUUUUGUAACAUUAUCAUUAUGCAAAUAAUUAGUGUAAUUUCAUGAGAUGUUUUUCAAUAAAAAUCCUAAUCAUUACUAAGGAUUAA